Molecule: messenger RNA, 1202 nt
Organism: Thunnus maccoyii (southern bluefin tuna)
Lineage: Eukaryota; Metazoa; Chordata; Actinopteri; Scombriformes; Scombridae
Exons: 6
Coding region: 252-1118 (288 amino acids)
Source: RefSeq, a predicted model, not a curated record
CAUGUUGCCAUGGUGACCAUGGAUCGCAUGGUCUGGAUCCCUUUGUGUUUCCUCUGAAUGACCACAGGGUGGCGGUCUUUCUCUUUGAUUUUUAAUUUCAGAACUCACCAUGAGGGGCUGAUGGGAGGUUUGAGGAGCUGUUAGAAACCACGUGGCCCUCGUCUGAUCUCACAGCUCGUCCUUGUUUGGCCUCAGCUGCAUCAGAGCGCCACUUCUCCCCAGGUUCACCAGAGGAAACACCACUGCACAAAAUGCUUUUCCUCCCAGCUGCUGCUCUGUGCUGUCUGUGUUCAGCGCUGGUUGCCAUGGCAGCAGAGCUGAUUCAGGAUGAUUUAACAUUGACCAGGAGAGCUGGUGAAAAAGUCUCCUUCAGCUGUGGAGGAACUGACCAGUGUGACAGUGGACGCCCAUUUGUAUUCUGGUUACAGAAGAAAGACACAGAAACAUUCACAUUUAUUCUUGAUAUUGACAUGACGAAUGGUAACAUAGAUAGAAGGUACAAUCAUUCUCAGACAGAUGAUUUCUCAGCUGUAAAUAAACAGAACGGCAGUGAGUUGGAGAUCCAGACAGUUAAACUCUCACAUUCAGCCACCUACUACUGUGGCUGUGUGACAGACUACGACAUCUUUGGCUCUGGAACUAAACUGUAUGUAGAUGAGCAGGUAGUGAAGCCCGUGGUGAGCGUGUACCCAGCAGCCCACCUGGAGGGGAAGAGCUCCCUGCUGUGUCUGGCCUCAGCCAUGUCUCCUCCUGUGGUCCAGUUCUCCUGGAAAAGACAGAAGAACGGCCCGCUGGAGGAUCUGCCCCCUGCUGAGGGAGAGCAGCUGGAGCUCAGAGAGCCGGGACGCAUUGCCUCCAUCCUGCUGCUCCAUCGGCAAGAGAACAGCACAUAUAAAUACCACUGCUAUGUCAAGCAUGAGGGGAUAACAGUGGAGGCCCAAACAGAACAAGAGGUUUCUGCUCUUCCUCCACCUGUCCCGUCUCAGUACCAGGUGAAGAUGCUCUGUGUGCUGUACACAGUGCUGAUAGUGAAGAGUCUGGUGUACUGCUGUGGACUCUCUCUGCUGAUGAUCCUCAGAAACAAGGGACCGUCCACCAACUGCACACAUGCUGACUGACUGUUUUCUGCUCGCCUUUUCUCACCAUCACAUCUCAUCAAUUCAUCUCAUUUAUCACUUUGAUCAGUGUUCAGAAAUGUCAGU